CGGCUCUGUUGGGCCUGACAACAGCAACGGAUGGCAUGCUCGUAAUUUGUCGCUUGUGAGCUGCGGGGUUUUGGAUGAAAAUGCAGUCGUAAAUAACCUUCAUUUGACAUAGCUGGGAUGCUUAGCUAGCUGCUGCUGCCGCUCCUAAAUACUGGUAACGGUACGCCGCGCUAGCAUUUAAGGUAGCAAUGCUAGUCCGUUAAAAUGCUGUUUUUUAACGGGUAAAAACUGUGUUAUUGUUGUUAUUUCCUUUUUAUUAACCUGUCACCUCUUGGUCUUCGUUCGAGUGGAGCAGUGCCGCGUGAGACUCCGCCUCGACACCGCCGCGUCUCAUAGGUUGUCCCUGCAGCUAACACGAGCAGAUGGCGUCUGCAAAUGCCACAUAUGGACAGAAGGAGUCCUCGGACCAGAAUUUUGAUUACAUGUUCAAAAUCCUCAUCAUCGGCAACAGCAGCGUAGGAAAGACUUCCUUCCUCUUCCGCUAUGCAGAUGACUCAUUCACACCAGCCUUCGUGAGCACGGUGGGCAUCGACUUCAAGGUCAAGACCAUCUACAGGAACGACAAGAGGAUAAAGCUGCAGAUCUGGGACACUGCUGGCCAGGAGCGCUACAGGACGAUCACCACAGCAUAUUACCGGGGAGCCAUGGGCUUCAUCCUCAUGUAUGACAUCACCAACGAAGAAUCCUUCAACGCUGUGCAAGACUGGUCGACCCAGAUCAAGACAUACUCGUGGGACAAUGCUCAGGUGCUCUUGGUGGGGAACAAGUGUGACAUGGAGGAUGAGCGAGUGGUGGCUGCAGAGAGGGGCCGGCAGCUGUCGGAACAGCUGGGUUUUGAGUACUUUGAAGCGAGCGCCAAAGACAACAUCAACGUCAAGCAGACCUUCGAGCGUCUGGUGGACGUCAUCUGUGAGAGGAUGUCCGAGAGUCUGGACAACAACGACCCGGCUGUCACCGGAGCCAAACAGGGGCCACAGCUCUCCGAGCAGCCCCAGAGGUCCCAUCAGGAUUGUGCUUGCUAAACACAACUGUACACACACACACACAUAAAAAAACUCACACACACACACUGCCAUACAGAGUCACACCACCUGGCUGCUUUAAUUCUCCACCCCUCUCACUACACUAUCCAUUCAAGAGCCAGCUUUCCCCAAAGAGCCGGUGUUUUUUCAGACAUGUCAUCCCCGGGUUUUUUCAUGGUGGUAAUUUAGUCAGAGGGGUGAAGAAAGUUCAACAAAGGUAUCAACAAUCCCAAGUUUCCAAGUCGUCUUUAUUUCAAACUUGUACACUUACAGUAUAUAAACAAACACACACAUACAAAGCUAAGACUCCAUCAUUCCUCACUGACGUGUCUGCAGUUGGGGUUUAACUCUGAAGGGUUGUGAAGGGAAAGAUAUUCUCCACCUCCAGGUCCCACUCAGCACUAACGCGUCAAACCUAAAUGGAUGCAAAACAUUUGCUGUUGUUUGACUUUUAGUCCCCUUUAAGGAUAUAUGUUUUUUGCCGUGGAUAGAGUCGAUGGUUCUUUUUAUCGUUCUUUUGUGUUGGUAGGGUUUGGUUUUGAGCAUGUGAAAUCUCUCGUCCUCCCCCAGUGUUGAGUUUCCACAGGUUCUAAUUAUGGUCCAGGUUUGACGUCCAAACAGGACGUUUGAAAGUUUACCUUUACUUUUUAGGAAUGACUGUAAGAAAAGUCACGCAUAUCAGUUUGCUAGUUAAAUUUGCAUUGUUAUAGAAUUCAUCUUGGCCCCUUCCCAGAAUUUUAAACCUUUUUAAAACCAGGUUGGUCCAUUGUAAGAAGCUGCGUAGCCUCUGGGCCUGCUAGAUUUUUGAUCUGUUGUUUUUUGUUUUUUAAAAUGUUGUCACUAUUUCUAAGACAUGACAAAAUAAGAGGUUAGGGGAUGUCUUUCACCGCAUGGGGAAGAGUGUAUAAAUGUUUAAAAGUGAAUAGAUGUGCAUUUGUAAAUGCAUAUAUAAUAUGAAUACAUAUAUAAUGAACACAUUAUACAAUCUGAAUGAUUCAGGAUAUUGGAUUCUUACCUGUUCUUUAGUGAGAGUUGCAUGUUGUCUAACCAUUGAUGGUUGACCGGAUGGUUGUGUGAGUUGCUGGCUGAAUUUGAACCCGUCUGUUGGACAGUUCCAGAACCAAACGGGGCUCAGGGCUUCACACGUUAAGCCCUUAGCCCCUUCUCGUUGUAUUAACUUUCAUUCACUGCAUUUAAGUGUGCACCAUGCACUCGCUAGAAAGGCACGUGAUUGGCUGUGAGCACUGGUUCGCCAAAGCGCUGCCAUCCCCAUCGCCUUCCAGGUAGUUUCUAACAGUCUGUUACUGUAAAUGAUGUUUUCAUCUUCAUCUGAGAGAGAACAUGAUGUUUUUAAAGCACGCUGAAUGAGUUUUAUUUCUCUCUGAUGCUAAGGCUUGGGAUUAGUCGGCUCGCGUACACAGGACAAAACAUUCUGUGAAUCCUGCCUUUCACGGCAUGUGGAAAUAUGUUCAACACCUAAGUUAUUUCAAAAUAUACCUUUAUUUAUUUUGUAUUAUUUAUAACUAUUUAUUUUUAUGAUGGUGUUCUUCCUAGAUGACGCAAUGCUAUCUGCACUUUUAAUUGCUUCAAUUGUUCCAGCUUUUAAAUGACAAACUAUCUUUCUGUUUACAGCGAGCGCAAAGCUUAACAUGCUUCCUCCAGAGGAAAAUGAAACAUUCCAGUGUAAAAGCCUCUGUAUCAUGUCCACUAGGCUUUGGUGGGAAGUCUGUUUGUCUUUUGAUAUCAGUUAUGUAACCUUUGAGACUUGUUAGUGUAGAAGCCGAACGGUUCUCACAGAGCAAUAGCAGUUGUUUCUCUCCACGCCCAAAUACAUGCAGCCCGCUGAAGGUUUGUACCACACGUACAUACCAUUAUGUGGGUGUGUGAAUGUACACUUUGUGUAGAGGCAUUUGUCACAUUUGUUCUUUCCAAAGAGGUCAAGACAGCAUUAUUUGGAGCCAAAAAAGAAUGCUUGGUACACAUCUCUGGGCUUGUCUUGUAGAGCUUUUCUACUGUACUCCGCGGUACAUGCUUUAAGAAGUAAACUGAAUACACUGAACACUUCAUUAAAAAAAAAGUGACGAUUCUCACAGCGUUUGUUCACUUUUGACUUGUCUGUGGAUUUUUGUUACUUUCAGUUUCUUGUUUUUGCUACAGCUGUAAACUGGCCGAUGACUUACGAACACGUGUGGAUCCUUUCCAACUCUCCUCCUCCUCUUUCAUUAAUAACCUUUGUAAAUAGGACUUUUUCUGACCGUAUUAGUUGUGUUAAUUGUGCUGUUAUUCUGUAAUGCCAGAUUUGCUAAGAUGAGAAUUCAAUAAACAAAAUUCUAAAUGCUGGA
Scophthalmus maximus (turbot) is the source of this 3364-nucleotide messenger RNA. It is a transcript of the gene rab3aa, whose product is annotated as RAB3A, member RAS oncogene family, a. Lineage: Eukaryota; Metazoa; Chordata; Actinopteri; Pleuronectiformes; Scophthalmidae. The record is from RefSeq and is a predicted model, not a curated record. The coding region runs from base 363 to 1022 and encodes 219 amino acids. Gene Ontology annotation, cellular component: synaptic vesicle; axon; endosome. Gene Ontology annotation, biological process: axonogenesis; protein secretion; protein localization to plasma membrane. The transcript has 5 exons. Gene Ontology annotation, molecular function: GTPase activity; GTP binding.